Molecule: messenger RNA, 5995 nt
Organism: Trifolium pratense (red clover)
Lineage: Eukaryota; Viridiplantae; Streptophyta; Magnoliopsida; Fabales; Fabaceae
Product: protein TIME FOR COFFEE
Exons: 11
Coding region: 686-5428 (1580 amino acids)
Biological process (GO): regulation of circadian rhythm
Cellular component (GO): nucleus
Source: RefSeq, a predicted model, not a curated record
AGUAUUAAAUUAUGUCAAAGUAUUCAAAGGAUUAACAUAUCUAUACGCAUUGAAUGAGUAUAAUAUUAAAAAUAAAUAAAAAGAUAGUGUACCGAAUUGGCAGGUCAUAAAAUGGAAGGUGUAAGACAACGAGGGAGGUGGGACACGUGUAUUAAACGCGCUGAAAAAGGUUAAAAGGGGCUUCGCGUGAGUGGUGGAACGAACGGUUAAGAUAUUGCCAAGAUGGCAAAAACCAAUAAAAUCCAUUAGAUUAUGUUCACAAAAGCAAUGGCUAAGAUCGUAACAGGUGACGCGGUGUUGAAUCAUAACCGUCAAAGAGUAAUUGGAGUGGGUUUGGCAGAGAGUGAAAUAGAGGAAAUGUGUUGAGAUUGGAGCACAAAAAGAGGGCGAAGAGAAAGGGGAAGAGAGAGAGAGAGAGAAAGUUAGUGGUGUUAUUAUAUGUGUAUGUAGCUUAGCAAUAGCAAUAGCAGCGUGUGAAGAAGAGGAAAAGGAAAGGAAAGAAAAGAAAAGAUAAGCCAUCCAUCCCUAAGAUCUCUCUGAUAUUUAUUUAAUUCUCAGAAGAAUCAUCAAAUUCGUGGUUGGUUCUGGUGAGUGGUGAAUGAAUCUGUUUCCGUUGAUUAUGGUUCACGAAAGAUAACAAUAAUAUCAAAUAAAUCAUUGAAUCGGUGGAAAAAAUAAAAAAAUAAUGGACAGGAUUAGAGAAGCUAGAAGAAACACUAUGGCGGCGAAUGGUUUAACAAGAAGAAGACACAGAACUAACAGUCUAAGAGACUCACCAGAUGAUGAUGGAGCUAUGGAGAUGCAAGAGCCAACGAGGCUAAGAGAUCGAGGGAGUGGGAAGAAAGAUCGAGAUCGAGAAAGGGAAAGGGAAAGAGAUCGAUUAGGAAGAAACAAGAGAAGAAGAGGUGAUAGGUUGAUGCACGGUGUAAGGGAAGAUGGUGGGGAAGAUACUUCAGAAGAGAGUAUUAACGAUGAAGAAGAAGAUGAUGAUGACGAUGAUCAUCAUCACGGAGGAGGAAACAACAAUAACCACCACCACAACAACGGUGGUGUUGGUGGUGGUUCAGUUAGAAUGCUUCCGUUGAAUAAUCCUUCGACACUUUCUUCGUCUUCAUCUUUAACGAAUCAUCAUCGGAAAAAUUUCCCUCCGGGGAAAGUUUUUAGACCAACACCGCCGACGACGUGGAAAGCCGCUGAUGAGAUGAUCGGAGUAUCUAUCCCUAGAAAAGCACGCUCAGCUUCAACUAAGAGGUCGCAUGAAUGUUGGGCUUCAAGCGGUGGUGGAAUAGUGGCGGAGCAAAAUCACCGCCAGCCUUCAUCUUCACCGGUGAGAGCAUCAGCAGCUCCACCUUCACCUUCAUCUUCAAACGCUUCAAUCAGAAAAAAGAUAAAAGCGAAUGGUGGUGGUAGUGGUGGUGGAGGAGGAACAAAAUUUCGACCACCGAAAUCUUCGUCAAAAUCAUCUUCAUCAGUGCAAGAUGAGAUCGAGAUAGAGAUAGCUGAAGUAUUGUACGGAAUGAUGAGACAACCACAAAGUCAAGUUCCACCUUCAAAGCAAGAAAUGAACGAUUCAAUGAAGAUGGAUUCCCGAGAAACCAAUAAUAAUAAAUCUUCUGCUAGUGAUACAAAGUCAAGAAUUUCUUCACCGCCUCAAAAUUCAAGUUCUUCCGCUACUCCAGUUUCUGCAACUGCACCAAAGAGGAAAAGACCGAGACCUGUGAAGCAUGAGGAUGAAAAUCCAGCAAUUUUCAGUGUUAGGAGCAGCCCCGUUUCUUCGAUUUCGAAGGCUGAGAGUGAUCACCCUUCAAAGAUUGAAACUUCUUCAUCAAAUUCAGAUAAGAACAAUCAAGGAUCUGUACCUGAAAAUUCGGCUAAUUUGGCUCCAGUACAGGCUUCACCGGAGCCAGUUAAGCCAGACAGUAAUACUUUGGUGGUGGAUGGUGGUAAGGUUUUGAUGGAGGAAUCAGAGAAGCAGAAAGACGUUGGAUUGAAUAAAGAGGUGGUGGUACCUCCUGUGUCACCGAAGAAGGAAUCUUCUGUGCUCCAAGCAGUAGAUGAUGUUCGUGAAGAUGUGAAAGCGACUAAAGCGAAUCCUCCAACAAUAUCCGAGAGUGAAAAUCAGCUUAAAGAGAAAUUUCAGAUAGAUCUGAUGGCGCCACCUCCUUCUAUGAGAUCUUCUCCUGAAAGAGUUGUUGAGAAUAAUUCGUUAGUAGUUGAGGCUGAAAAGGCGAAGCUUGUCAUGAAGGAGGAUCAGAAAUCACAGAGAAUGAAUAAGGAUGAUUUAGUGGUUGUGGAAACUGAGAAAGUAAAAGCAAAGGCAGAAGAAAAUGAAUCCCAGAAAGCUGCUACUGUGCAGAAAGAAAGAGGAAUUGACUUGCAGCUUGAGUUAGAGAAAACAGAGAGGGUAGAUUCUAAUGGCAAUGGAAAUCUUCUUAACAAGAAGCUACAACAUCAGAAUGUUCAGAGACAUCAUCAUCAGUUGCAGCAGCAGCAACAACAACAAACAAACACAGAGAAAAAUGUUCAAUCCAAUUCUUUGCCUAUUCCAAUGUCUGUUCCAAGCUGGCCUGGUGGCCUUCCUUCCAUGGGAUAUAUGACACCUCUACAAGGAGUUGUAUCGAUGGAUGGAACAACUAUGCCUUCUGCAGCAAUACCGCCGCCCCAUCUUCUUUUCAAUCAGCCCAGGCCGAAAAAGUGUGCGACCCAUUGCUACAUUGCUCGGAAUAUAUUGUAUAAUCAGCAAAUUGCCAGGAUGAAUCCAUUCUGGCCGGCGGCAGCAGCAGGCUCUGCUGCAUCACUGUAUGGUGCCAAGCCCGGUGGCAAUCUUAGUGUUAUACCCUCCACUGAAUUGCAUGGUGGUAAUGUUCCUGGCCGGGCAACAAACUCUACUCAAGACAAAGGGCACAGCCUUGCCAUGUUUCCAGGUCAUAUUGGGAAGGACAAGACUUCUCAACCUUCCAACGUGGAUAAUAAUUCAAGAAAGCAAAUUUUACUUCAGCAGACUUUACCCCCUGGAGCAGCACCUAACAUAUUGCAUGGACCUACUUUCAUCUUCCCCUUGAAUCAGCAGCAAGCAGCAGCAGCUGCUGCAGCGGCAUCUGUUCGACCCGGAUCUGUGAAGUCUUUGCCAGUUACAAGCAAUGGACCACCAUCCUCAACAUCUAAUUCUGCUCAACCGAAUACAUCGGGUACUGGGGCUGCUGCUGCUCCUCCCCCAACCAUGAGUUUCACCUAUCCAAAUAUGCCUGGCAACGAAACUCAGUACAUGGCCAUUUUGCAGAACAAUGCUUACCCGUUUCCGAUACCAGCACAUGUUGGUGGCCCACCUGGAUAUCGUGGAAAUCCUACCCAAGCUUUUCCUUUCUUCAAUGGAUCUUUCUAUUCUUCUCAAAUGAUAAAUCCUUCACAGAUUCAACCACAGCAACUUCCUGCUCAGUCACAGCAGAGCCAACAGGGUCAUCCAAAUGCCACUAUUUCUACCGGAUCCUCUUCCCAAAAGCAUGCACAAAAUCAGCAGCAAAAAGCUAAUAAUGUUAAUGGAUCCAAUGGUGGUGGUAGUGGAAGCUUGCAAGGUUUUCCUGUCACCAAAAACCCACAUCAGCAGCUGAUUCUACAGCAACAACAGCAGCAACAGCAGCAGAGGCAACAAUUGCAAAGUCACCAUACUUCUAAUGCGGCUCGUCAAGUUGAGUCUGAAAUGGGAUGUGAAGAUAGUCCAUCCACUGCUGACAGUCGUCUCAAUCGUGCUACCAUGAAUAUAUAUGGCCAGAAUUUUGCAAUGCCGCCAAUGCAGACACCGAACUUUACCUUGAUGACAACUGCAAUGAGUGGUGGUGGUUCUAAUGGCAAUCACAGUGAAAAGAAGCAACAACAACAGCAUCCUGGUUCAAAGGCUGGAGGUGAAACUUCUCCGGCAUUUGCCAUGCCAUUUGCAUCAAUCAACGGAGCAACUGGCCUUGACCUCUCAUCAAUUGCACAUAAUCAUUCAAUUAUGCAGAACAAUCAUAACUAUCAUAUAAUGGCACAGGCACAUGCACAAGCUGCUAGUGCUCACCUGAAGAAGAGUUACAAUGCUGCUGAAGAAGGAAAACAUGUAGUUAAUUCAUCUAAUCUAGAAGAAGAUAGAAAAGCCAUAUCUGGGAAAAAUCCAGCUACAGUGGGGCAGUCCAUUGCUUUUUCCAGGUCAGAUGUGGGUGAUGCCUCAAUGUCAUCGUUGGCAGGCAACAAUGUCAUUGAUAAUUCAGGCCGUAGUCUCAACCUUGGUUCUGCUUCUUCUCGGGCUUCUGUUUCUGUUAUGCCUGCUGCCAUCAACACCAAUGCAGCUGGUUCUCAGCAACAAAUGCAGCGAAAUCAGCAGCAAAUUCUUCAGCUUCAAAAGCAGAAUCAAUUUGCAGUUGCGGCAGCGGCCUCUUCUCGGAACAAGACACCAUCAACAAGUAAUGGCAGUAUUUACUCUGAUAAUCUUCCUUCUACAUCUUCAAUAUCCGCAAAGUAUACCAAUGCUGUAUCUCCAUUUCCUCAAAGCCUUGUUCAGAGCAGCAACACAGUUGUUACUCAGUCACCUCAGUGGAAGAAUUCAGCAAGGACAGCAACUAACACUUCUAUGUCACCUUCGACUAUGGCUUCACCGCCUUCAUUGUCGGUCAAAAACCCACCCCAGCAGCAGGCCCGUUCCCAGCAGGGCCACACACAAAUAUCUUUUGCAGCAAAUCCUAAAUCAUCCGCACCACAAGUGCAGACUGCAAGCUCCACCCAGUCCCCAUCUCCUCCAGUUAUGGUUGGCUCACCAACAAAUUCCUCGAUGUCCAAAAACACUAGCAGCCCAAGGACAACACAUUCAACGUCAACCAACAAUAAGACUAGCCAAGCCAGUUCCCUAUCCUCUCAGCAAGCCAAAAACUCUCCUACUAUGCCAACCCGUAAAUCCUCACCUGUUGGUGGAAGAAAUGUACCAUCAAUCCUCAGUGGCCCUCAGAUAACUCCCUCUUCAAACACUGGUAGUAAAUCACAAUUGUCACAGCAGCAACAAAAACAACAGCAGCAACAGCAACAACAAAUAUCAAAGCAGAACUUACAACAAGCCCAAAUGUUCUUCUCAAAUCCUUACAUGCAUCCCCAAGUCACACAAUCCAAUAGUCCUACCUCCACUGCCUCUCCUGUGACUGGGUAUUAUCCUCAACGGCGCGGCCCUGAUCAAGUGCAACGGCAGGGCUCUGGUGGUACAUCCUCUAAUGGUGCUACUGCAAACAACAAUUCAAAAGGCAGUACGUUGAAUACACAGGGUCUUCUGCUUCCUUCCCAGUUCGCUGCAAUGCAGCCUUCAGGGAACCACCAUCAAUUUGUUCCAGCUGGCUUCUAUAAUGUUCAACCGGUGCCCACAGCAGUUCAAGUAAAGCCAGCAGAGCAGAAACAACCCGCAGGUGAGUAGAAUGAUAUCAUGCCUUGGCUGCGCCCGUGUGCAUGUGGUAAGCAAAGAAGUAACUGAAUGAGAUAUAAAUUUUGAAGUUGGUAAAGAAAAGAUGGUAUCUUCUGAUGUGGGGCAAAGAUGUUGAUGCCGUUUUAUGCCGUGUGCCUCGAGAACAAGAUAUGGAAGAAGCAAGCAAGAUCGAGCUGACCAUGGCCAACACAAGAUGAUUUUGGAUUCCACAAUUUUGGAUGGGAAAUCGACCAGAACUUUGAUGUGCAUGAGUUGUGUUUAGUAAUUCAUUUGUACACUUGUGUUUAUAAUCUGACAAGGUUGAUCAUUAAGUUAAGUCUAAUCAAAAUUCGAUUGGUUUUUUAGAAGGAUAUAGUUAAGGGUCCUCCUAACUUUUUUAAUUCUCCUAUAUAAACUUAAUAGAAUGCAUGAGGUACCAGCAGGAGCCAGGAGGUAUGGUUGAAGUUGAAAAUCUUCCACCCUCAUAACUGUUAUUAUAUCUCUCUUUUGAUAUGUUGUGGACCUGUGUUGAGUAUUAUUGCUCAAGAUGAAAUGAACUGUCACUCACUUUUGCUAUUA